GAGGACACUCCUCCUCAGAACUCUCCCUUCCCUCUUGUAGGGGCCAAAAGGGUCAGAGAUCUAGGAAGAAGAGAACUAGUCCCCAAGCCUAACAAGAAAGCAAGCUCUUCUGCAACUGUUGGCAUUCGCCUUAAUUUGUAUCCAUAUCCCAAUGGCAGGCCUAUCUCUGCAACACCCCUGGGCAUUCACUUUCGGCCUCCUAGGCAACGUCAUCUCCUUCAUGACCUUCCUGGCCCCGAUACCGACGUUCUACCGCAUCUACAAGAGCAAGUCGACGGAGGGCUUCCAGUCGGUUCCGUACGUGGUGGCCCUGUUCAGCGCCAUGCUGUGGAUCUUCUACGCGCUGAUCAAGUCCAACGAGACGUUCCUCAUCACCAUCAACGCGGCCGGCUGCGUGAUCGAGACCGUCUACGUGGUCAUGUACUUCGUCUACGCGACCAAGAAGGGCAGGAUGUUCACCGCCAAAAUCAUGCUCCUCCUCAACGUCGGCGCCUUCGGGGCCAUCCUUCUCCUCACCCUUCUCCUCUUCAAGGGUGACAAGCGCGUCGUCAUGCUUGGCUGGAUCUGCGUCGGCUUCUCCGUCAGCGUCUUCGUCGCGCCGCUCAGCAUCAUGAGGCGGGUGAUCCAGACCAAGAGCGUGGAGUACAUGCCCUUCUCCCUCUCCCUCUCGCUCACCCUCAGCGCCGUCGUCUGGUUCCUCUACGGCCUCCUCAUCAAGGACAAAUACGUCGCGCUUCCAAACAUCCUUGGCUUCACCUUCGGCGUGGUCCAGAUGGUGCUGUACGUGGUGUACAUGAACAAGACGCCGCUGCCGGUUGCCGACGGCAAGGCUGCCGGCAAGCUUCCCUCAGCUGCAGAUGAGCACGUCGUCGUCAACGUCACCAAGCUCAGCCCGGGCCGACUCCCACCAGUAACACAGAUGGCGGCGGUUCCCACCAAGAGCUGCGCUACAGAAGCAGCCGCGCCGGCGACGCUGCCCAGCAGGGACGUGGUCGACGUCUUGGUCAACCGCCACAGCCCCGCCGUCCAUGUGACCUAGCUAGAUCUCAUGCCCGUGCAGCAUGCGCCCGCCAUAUAUACGGACUGGUCAUGAGCAUAUGAUGGAAUUAUAAGUAAUUAAUUGCCAUGUAAGCUAGCUAAUGAUGCAUGGAGACAUAGGUCAGAGGUAGAGGGCCAAGCGCGCUCUCUCUCUCUCUCUAUCUAUCUAUAUCUAUUUUUAUAUCUAUAUAGAGAGUCUAUAUUCAUGUUUAAUUUGCCGCAUUAUAUUGCAGAUAUGUAUUAAUUUGCAUGGAAAUAUGUU
Molecule: messenger RNA, 1300 nt
Organism: Zea mays
Lineage: Eukaryota; Viridiplantae; Streptophyta; Magnoliopsida; Poales; Poaceae
Product: SWEET13c
Exons: 5
Coding region: 152-1039 (295 amino acids)
Biological process (GO): carbohydrate transport
Cellular component (GO): membrane
Molecular function (GO): sugar transmembrane transporter activity
Source: RefSeq, marked provisional